AUGACACAGACUGGUCCGGCUUCCUCGCUAGCACUGCUCGUCCCCGUCGUUUCCACACGAUGUGGGCUUAGUGACGGCUCCCACUCACGCAAAGAGCCGCUGGAUGUGGCGCCGUCACUGGAACCGUCGCUAGCGUCUGCCAAUAGGGGGCGCUUUGGAGCGCUGCGUGGGUGCGGCGGCAUUUGGGUCCGUUGGCGCCACGAAUUUGCUGGAGGGAUUAUUUGUGUGCGAGGGAUAUACGCAGAGUAUACGCUGUGCCGAGUUCGAAUAUGGAAGAUAUCAGCAAAUCCUAGCAAAUCCGAAGAUAACACAAUAUUUGCUGUGAGUGGGAUGCUCCAAGUCUGGCAAAAUACCGGUUUCCCCCUGUCCUAA
Molecule: messenger RNA, 372 nt
Organism: Phytophthora infestans T30-4
Lineage: Eukaryota; Oomycota; Peronosporomycetes; Peronosporales; Peronosporaceae
Exons: 1
Coding region: 1-372 (123 amino acids)
Source: RefSeq, a predicted model, not a curated record